UAUUAGUUAAAUCAACUUCUUUGCAGCCAAUCAUUCAAUUUUGGAAGAUAGCCAAAAGUUGUUCUAAAGGCAGCCAUUUUAAGACACAGAAGUUACACAAAUAGUGACAAGAAUACUGUAUGACAAUCUUUUGACUAGUUGUGGAUAAGACAGGUGUUAUUGUAACAGGAUUAGCUCUUGCGGCCGUCGGUUUCGUAGGAAGAGCUGUUUAUAAGCAAUUACCUAAUGUGUCUCAAAAAUUCAGUGAAGCACUCAAAAGCAUGCCUGCUCUGGAUUCUGCGACAUUAGCAAACAGUAAAUAUUACAAAGGGGGUUUUGAACCCAAAAUGACAAAACGUGAAGCCGCACUGAUCCUAGGAGUAUCUCCCAAUGCUAGCAAGCUCAAAAUAAAGGAAGCUCAUAAACGCAUCAUGUCACUCAAUCAUCCAGACCGUGGAGGUUCACCUUUAAUUGCUGCAAAGAUCAACGAGGCCAAGGAUUUACUGGAAACUGGGAAGUCAUAAUAGUGUUCCAAGAUGUAGUUCUAGCAGAAUAUAAAAGUAUUUGAUCAUUCUUUGACUAAUGUAAAUAUGUAAAUAAUUUUAAGUACUCAUAGUAUGGUGAAUAUAUUCUUCCACAAACAUUUUAAAAAGUUAUUUCCCUUUUGAAUGAAAUUGUGGAUUAUCAUCGAAUGUCUUGGACACGACCAAGAAUAAUCUUCCUAUGUAAUUUAACCAACAAAUUCAAAUAAAAUAAGUUUAUUUGACCAUGUGUAAGAAGCCACUUCUACAUUAUUUCUUUUGAAUGCUCAUGGCUGACUUACCUCCUUUUUUAAUGCUUCAAACUGUACUUUUCAAAAUACUUUUAAUAUCCGCAAAGGGGAAAAAAAAACAACCUUCAGUUAAAUUAACCCUUUGCUCUCCUAAUUUCUAGGGCCUCUAUCAGAACUAUUUAAAUUCUACUACACCCUCAAUACAAGGCGUUAGCAGACGUCAAAGAAAAAGGCAUUUUAGGUAAGAUUUUCACAACAGCAUUUUUCUAACCUCUAAGAAAAUCUAAUGAAUGAUUUUAAAACUAAAGUCUCAAUGUAACCAUGUUAGACAUUUACAGUGUUUGCAUUGCUGAACAUGGAAGAGCUGGGAAUUUAACUAGGAUUUCCUCUUUGCUCCGCCAGCACUGUAUCCACUAAGCUAUUGCAAUUUACAUCAAGAGAGACCCAUUUAGUCAACAUUGGUAAUAUCAUUAACUAGUUUAAUAUAGCCUAACAAAUUUUCUAAAAAUUGAAAUGGCUCAAACCUGGUAGACACAUUUACUUCACAGGUGUGUCCACCUGUCGAGCAUAAGCCAAUGCACUGCAUAGCUCAGAAAAAGUGUGUUGAAUGUGACAACGGAGCUUAAAGACUAAUAUAUUAUAUGUAAUUUAGCCAUCUAAUUUGGAAUUCAAAGUUUUUCUGUUCCUUUCACACUAGAGAAAAGAAUACAAACGUUUUCUUUGGAUUUAAUUUUUUUAAAUGAAAAUGAAAGAAAAAUUGUUGGUUGUAAGCAACUGAUAUCCAACCACUGUAUUCAAAAAUAUCAGUACUUUUGAUUCUUCCACUAAUUUGAGAAAUCAAAUAUUCAAAUUUAUGGAAAGCAAAGUUUGUUUUGCACUAGAGGGAAAACUACGAAGAAAAUUUAUUUAUGCAUCAAGCCACGAGUUCUAGAAACAUGACAAAUAUAAUUAAGAUGUUGUGAGAACAUAUUAACAUAAUUAUGUUAAAGGAAUGUAUGUUUGAUAUACAUCUAGUAGUACAUGAUAAUUUUUUUUUUCUUCACAAAGAACAAGUGAUGAAAACUUAAUUUUAUACGAGAGGAAAAUGUUUUUAACCUGUUAUUAAUUGAACUUAUAGUGUGAAUAAACAGAUAACACUAUUACAUUUGAUGUUAAUGAUCUUGACCUACAACUCAGCAACCUAAAAGGAGCAUAAUUUAUCUGAUUUUACACAAAUGUGGAGAAUAAUUAGAAUGCAGAAGUACAAACAUUUCUCACUUUCGG
Messenger RNA from Gryllus bimaculatus (two-spotted cricket), 2014 nucleotides. NCBI's taxonomy places the organism in Eukaryota, Metazoa, Arthropoda, Insecta, Orthoptera, Gryllidae. The record is from the annotation of a GenBank genome assembly.